Molecule: messenger RNA, 1886 nt
Organism: Podospora pseudopauciseta
Lineage: Eukaryota; Fungi; Ascomycota; Sordariomycetes; Sordariales; Podosporaceae
Gene: sof1
Product: Protein sof1
Exons: 2
Coding region: 171-1511 (446 amino acids)
Biological process (GO): maturation of SSU-rRNA from tricistronic rRNA transcript (SSU-rRNA, 5.8S rRNA, LSU-rRNA)
Cellular component (GO): nucleolus; small-subunit processome
Molecular function (GO): protein binding
Source: RefSeq, a predicted model, not a curated record
CUUUGGAGCAGGCGAUUGAAAGAAGCAUCUGCCUGUCCAACAUCUGUUCCGCAUUCACCGCUACAUCCUUGUCCACGAGCAGACUAUUUCGGGUGAUAAUACCAACCACACGCUCCACCACUUUGUGCGAUCAACGAGAUACACUACCAGUCCGCUACAGGGAACAAAUCAUGAAGAUCAAAGCCCUCACUCGGCCGACUACGGUCCAACAGGCCCCUGGUUCCGAUAACCAGCGCGCCCCCCGAAACUUAGCCCCCGAAAUCCAUCCGUUCGAGAGAGCCAGAGAAUAUCAGAGAGCUCUCAAUGCUGUCAAGUUGGAGCGCAUGUUCGCCAAGCCCUUCUUGGGACAGUUAGGGAGCGGUCACGUACAGGGUAUCUACAGCAUGUGCAAGGACAAGAACUCUCUCAGCAGUGUUGCUUCCGGUUCCGGUGACGGCAUCGUCAAGGUCUGGGAUCUUACGUCGCGGGAGGAGGUUUGGAAGGCAUCGGCCCACAACAAUGUCGUCAAGGGAUUGACCUUCACCAACGACAAGAAGCUUCUGUCUUGCGCGACCGACGGUAUCAAGCUCUGGGACCCUUACACACCAGCCUCCGACAACACAUCUCCUCUUGCAUCAUGGCAAGAAGGCGGCCCCUACACCUCUCUUUCGGUCCACCGGACAGGAAACGUCUUUGCUGCUUCUUCAGGUGCCGGCUGCAUCCGUGUGUGGGAUCUUGAGCAGAGCACAGCCGCCCAGACCAUCCAGUGGCCCAACCACACAGAUACCAUUACCGAUGUGUGCUUCAAUCAGGUUGAAACAUCCGUCAUUGCGUCUGUCGGAACAGAUCGGUCGGUUAUCUUGUUCGAUCUGCGAACAAACAUGCCGGUUGUCAAGACAGUGCUCAAGUUUGCGGCCAACCGUGUUGUUUUCAACCCCAUGGAGGCCAUGAACUUGGCCGUGGCCUCGGAAGACCAUAAUGUCUACGUAUUCGAUGCCAGAAACUUCAACAAGGCUCAAAACAUCCACAAGGGGCACGUCGCGGCUGUAAUGGAUGUUGAGUUCUCGCCUACCGGUGAGGAGCUUGUUACUGGCUCUUACGACAGGACCAUCAGAAUCUUCAAGCGCGACCAAGGUUCAUCCCGCGACAUGUACCACACCAAGAGAAUGCAGAGAGUCUUCAGGACCAUGUGGACCAUGGACUCCAAGUACCUCAUCAGCGGCAGUGACGACGGCAACCUCCGUUUGUGGCGCGCAAAUGCCUCAGAGAGAAGUGGAGUCAAGUCGACGAAGCAGCGACAAGCCCUCGAAUACAACAAGGCUCUUACCGAAAGGUUUGGCCAUAUGCCCGAAAUCCGCCGCAUCAGCCGUCACAGACAUGUGCCCAAGGUCAUCAAGAAGGCGGGCGAGAUCAAGCGCGAGGAGUUGGCGGCCAUCAAGAGGAGAGAGGAGAACGAACGGAAACACUCGGCCAAGAAGUUUGAGAAGCGCAAGAGCGAGAGAGAGAAGGCUAUCUUGGCCAAGGUGCAGUAAACAGUCUUGUGGCCUUCUGUUCCGGUUUGCAGCGAUUUCUCGGUCUUUAUUUUGCUUUACAUUGGGCGGCGUUGGAGGGGUUUACUUUGGGGUGGGUGUGCGGACCUGAUACCAUCCACGUUUGGCGUUGGCAUGUUUGAAAAGGACUAAGACGGGUUCGGCGUGUUAUUUUGAGCUGAUAUCAGAUAUCAGAUGUCGAGGAGGACGGCAGAUAAUAAGAUGCUAUCUUCUCACUUCUUGUACUUUCGUUCAGGUUCCUGCGGUUUAUGCGGGUUGAUGAACGACAGGCAGUUGAGAUCUUUACGGCUUGUUCUGGUGAUUAUUCAUGCCGUCUGUGCUAGGGCGCAUAAAGACAACAAUUCUUGUUUGGGAAAC